This is a messenger RNA of Fragaria vesca subsp. vesca, 402 nucleotides long. Its product is annotated as early nodulin-like protein 1-like. Gene Ontology annotation, molecular function: electron transfer activity. The transcript is spliced from 2 exons. NCBI's taxonomy places the organism in Eukaryota, Viridiplantae, Streptophyta, Magnoliopsida, Rosales, Rosaceae. Gene Ontology annotation, cellular component: plasma membrane. The coding region runs from base 1 to 402 and encodes 133 amino acids. The record is from RefSeq and is a predicted model, not a curated record.
AUGGUGAAGAUCAUGAAUGUUAUAGUUGCUGUUAUAGCAUCUGCAGCAAUAUUGUUACACAGAACAGAAGCCGAAGACUACACAGUUGGAGACGAUUUGGGUUGGACUGUACCUCCGGAUGGUGCCGUCGACACAUAUGAAGACUGGGCAGCCGAGCAUACCCCCUUUGUUGUCAAUGUUGAUACUCUAACAUUUCAAUUUCAGAUGGGACAACAAGAUGUGGCAUCUGUGAAUAAGGUGGAUUUCGACAAUUGCUUUACCACAAAUCCGCUAUGGGUGUCGUCGGCUCCGACCAAAGUUGUAUUUGAUCGACCAGGCACAUUUUACUUCGUCGGAACCUACAACGGCCACUGUGCCAAAGGCCAAAAGAUGGCUGUUACAUGGGUCAACUCCCAGCCAUGA